Molecule: messenger RNA, 2010 nt
Organism: Poecilia reticulata (guppy)
Lineage: Eukaryota; Metazoa; Chordata; Actinopteri; Cyprinodontiformes; Poeciliidae
Gene: esama
Product: endothelial cell adhesion molecule a
Biological process (GO): homophilic cell-cell adhesion
Cellular component (GO): adherens junction; plasma membrane
Molecular function (GO): cell-cell adhesion mediator activity
Source: RefSeq, a predicted model, not a curated record
CGGCUCUUUUCCUCCGGACCGUGUCUCUCCAGCUCCCCACCCCAACCUCACCCCCCAGCCCUCCCUCUAAGGAAGGGACUGAAUGACAACUUGCAGAGUUGUUCUCGCUCGAGCAGCCGGAAGGAGGGAUUUACCGGGAAGAGUGCGUAAAGAGGAGGGAGAACAAGAGUCGCGAAGGACAGUCAGUGUCGGAGGUGUGGGUCCAGGAUUGACUUGACUUUCUCCGGUCCGUCCCUCCUUUAGAAUCACCGCUGUGGAGACAUCCGACGACUUCCCGUCGUCCUCACCCCAAGUGUCCCUUACGUGUCUGCGCGAGGACUGGCAGAGCCGCGGAGCCUGAGGUGAAGCAGAGAUCCUCUAAGACCAGCUGAGGGACACCAGGACAGAGAAUCAUGGAGACCUGCUCUACUUCAAGGAAACUUACUUUGCUCUCCUUUCUCCUGGGGCUCUCGGGCGUAUGGGCCAACAUCCAAAUGUCUCAAACCAGCAUGGAAGUGGUCCAAGGGAAACUGGUGCGGCUAAUAGCCUCAUACGUUGGGAACCCAGACGCUGACCUGGCCACCAGCACUAUCCUCUGGAACUUUGUGACGGACAGCACCCAGCAGGUCAUCAGCUACACCAAAGGCACCAUCAACGAGGGCAGCCUCCAGUUCAGGGGCCGCGUCGGGUUCCUGAAGAACAUGCCUUCGAGUGACGUCUCUCUGUACAUCAACAACACCAAGGAGUCUGACACCGGCCGUUAUGUGUGUCAGGUCAUCAUUCCUUCUGUUACUUCUAAUCCCGCUGAGGUCUCUCUUGUGGUGAACGUCCCUCCUGCUGUUCCCAAGUGCUCUGUGUCCGGGAAGCCGGUGCUGAAAGGGAACGUGACUCUGAUGUGCACGUCUAGUGCCGGGAAGCCUGUCCCACUGUACAAGUGGAGGAGAACCAGUCCUACCUCCGAGGUCUUUUUUGCACCGAUGCUCAAUGAGAACACCGGGAAUCUGAAGUUGAGCAACCUGAGCAGCAACAUGUCCGGGACGUACGUGUGCACAGCCAGCAACACGGCAGGAAGCGAGACCUGCUCCGUCACCCUGGACAUCAUCAACACCAAUAAGGUCGGAAUGAUUGUUGGCGCUACAGUCGGAUCAGUCCUCGGUUUCAUCUUCCUCCUCUGUGUCUGCGUCGGGUUCCUGUUUAUUUUCAAGAGAAGAAGAGACAACGAGGACGACAUGGCCAAUGAAAUCAAGGAAGACGCUCAGGCUCCGAAGCGCGUCUCCUGGGCGAAGAGCGGCAUGGGCUCUGACGUCAUCUCGAAGAACGGCACGCUGUCAUCCAUCGCCUCCAGCCCGCGCCACAAAGACAACCACCACCACCACCUGCAGCAGUAUCCCCAGCACCCGGCCUCGGACACAGCCUCCAUCAUUACAGCCACGGGCAGCGCCACCGGCUACAGACCUCCCCGCCACCAGGGGGCCUCCACUCCCACCCAUUACAGCUACAACAACAGCAGCACGCUGCCCCACGGACAGCCCGCCACCGCCCAGGCCGCCAACGGCAGCUCGCAGGCGGUCCAGGAGCGCUACGGCCACCUGCCCCAGGCCCAGCAGCUGCCCCAGACCUACGCCCAGCUGCAAGGGAAGUUCCAGCCCGCCCCGUCCCCGCCGCCGCUGCCCACCUCCACCAUCACAGUCUCCAACAUCCACCGCAUGGGAGGGGUGCCCAUCAUGGUGCCUGCGCAAAACCAAGCAGGCUCUCUGGUCUAACUAGAAGUGCCGCGCCACGCAGUUGGACUGACCUGAGGCUCAGCCGGGUCUCUGGAGGGAACGCUUUGUGUUUUUAUUAUUAUUAUUAUUAUUUUUAUUUUUUUUUUAGCAAACCGGACGAGAGGAAGACGUCACUUACUGUUAGACGCUUUCAAGUCAGCAGGCUGCCAUGACAACCAUUCAAGACAUGCUUUUUACUUGCUUUAUAUUCACUCUUUAUAUUCUGUUCUCACUAAUGACGUAUAGAUAAAAUUCCCUUUUCUACUUU